AUGGGUGCCCAAUCGAGUGCUAAUAGUCGUGGCACCAUUGUUAAGAGGCUCCAAUCGAGUAGGGUCGAGCUGUUUAGGGGCAUUGUUGGGAUGACUCCCACUGUAGCUGAAUAUUGGCUAGAGGCUACAGAGAGGAUUCUUGAUGAUAUAGAAUGCACCCGAGAGCAGAAACUUAAAGGAAUUAUGUCGUUACUGCAUGAUGAGGCCUACCGUGCAAGGUACGUUGAGGCCAACAGGCUUGAGUUCAUUGAGCUAAGGGAGGGUAACAUGUCCGUGGCUGAUUACGAGGCAGAGUUCUUGAGGCUUAGGCGUUAUGCCCUGGGAAUGGUGGUAGAUGAACGAGAUAAGUGCACCCGAUUUAAGUUUGGGCUUAGAUCUGAUUUGAUAAUACGCAAGCACAGGGUCAAAAUUGUGCAUCGAAUCAGAGAGCUGGUCAGCAGUCAUAGCGAGCUUAGGGGCAAAAUAGAGGAGGUAAUGUGGGUUAGAGACAACAAGCAUCGAGUCAGGGUGCUGACUCAGUUGAUGCAAAAUAAUGGCUCUACCCAUUCGUAUAUAUCUUGUGUGAUGGCUAAAAAACUGGGUAUCCGGGUAGAGGAAAUUGUUAGUGAUGUGAUCAUACUUAGUCCAUUAGGACAAUCUGUGUAUAUAAAUAAGAUCUAUAAGCGAUGUCCAUUGCAAGUCCAAGGUGAGGUAUUUCCUACCGACCUUAUGGAACUACCCUUCGGAGAAUUUAAUCUCAUAUUGGGAAUGGACUGGUUGAAUAAGCAUCGAUUCAUCCUAGACUGUGACACUAAGCGAGUUACUUUAAGGACUUCUUCUAAGAAUGAGAUAAUUAUGGUUAGGGAGCGUCAAAAUUAUCUUACUAAUGUAAUUUUUGCCUUGGUAGCAGAGAAAUUGGUCAGUAAUAGGUGUGAUACCUAUCUCGCGUACAUCAUGGUCACAAAUGUAGAUAGUGCGGCAUUACAGAAUAUUCGUGUAGUGAAAGAGUUUCCCCACGUCUUUCCAGAGGAGCUAUCCAGUUUACCUCCUAAGCAUGAGGUCAAGUUUGGAAUUGAGCUACUGCUUAGGACAACACCAGUGUCCAUUGAACCCUAUCGAGUGGCACCUAGGGAGCUCAAGGAGCUUAAGGCACAGUUACAAAGUUGCUUGAUCACGGUUGCAUAA
Molecule: messenger RNA, 1164 nt
Organism: Gossypium raimondii (Peruvian cotton)
Lineage: Eukaryota; Viridiplantae; Streptophyta; Magnoliopsida; Malvales; Malvaceae
Exons: 4
Coding region: 1-1164 (387 amino acids)
Source: RefSeq, a predicted model, not a curated record